Messenger RNA from Cydia strobilella, 1885 nucleotides. RefSeq names its product neurogenic locus notch homolog protein 1 (gene aspr). Bases 134 to 1573 code for a protein of 479 amino acids. The record is from RefSeq and is a predicted model, not a curated record. The transcript has 11 exons. NCBI's taxonomy places the organism in Eukaryota, Metazoa, Arthropoda, Insecta, Lepidoptera, Tortricidae.
AAGGCAGUAUUAUAAGCAAGCCGGAGCCCUCGAGGUUCGUUUUCAUCGCGCCAUCGGACGCGCGGUGUCGCGUGUGAAAUAUCGAUCGAAUUUUAUUAUCGACAUUGUGAUAGUGACUGUGAAGUGAUUCAAGAUGUCCGGAUCUUUGCUAGUCAUAGCACCUCUGGUGCUCUUUGCGUGCCUAAAAGUUGGAGUAGACGCUCAACGCUACUACAAUUACUCCCCUCGCGGCUACUAUGGCCGAAACUUGGGCUCUCUUUACGAACAUGGACGCUCCAUCUCCGACAACCAGGUGUCUUGCGGGGCUCAUACGUGUGGCGUUGGAGCUCACUGCACUCAAGGCAGUGUGAGGCCAGUGUGCGCGUGUCUGCCAGGACAUUCUGGAGACCCACUGUCGCAGUGCAUAAGGAUCGAAUGCGUUGAUAACAGUGAAUGCCGAAGCCACCAGACUUGCGUGAACCAGCACUGCGUAAACCCUUGCGAAGGCACCUGUGGCAUCAAUGCCAAUUGUGACGUCCGGAACCACGUUCCGGUGUGUAGUUGCCCUGCGGGAUACACCGGCAAUCCCUUCUCAUCUUGCAGAGUUGCCGACCCAGAAGAAGCUUGCCAUCCGUCACCGUGCGGACCCAACACGAAAUGCCACGUCGCCAACAACCAAGCUAUCUGUACUUGCCUGCCUGGAUACAGGGGAAGCCCUCUAUCCGGCUGCCGACACGAGUGCGAGUCAGACCACGAGUGCGGCUCGCAGCAAUCGUGCCGCGACUUCAAGUGCGCCAGCCCCUGCAGUGACUGCGGCGUCAACGCUGAUUGCGAGACUGUGGCGGCGCAUCGCGCUGUUUGCAAGUGCCCGAGAGGCUACCACGGUGAUCCCUACCGCAUCUGCUCCCCCGAGUGCACGUCUGACGGCGAGUGCCCCAGCUACAAGCCCGCCUGCGUGUACAAUGCCUGCAUCAACCCCUGCACGAACGUCUGUGGUGUGAACGCUGACUGCAACCUCCGCGGCCUGACCCCGGUGUGCUCCUGCCCUAGGAACAUGACUGGAGACCCCUUCACCUACUGCAGGCCUUUCGAAGCCCGUGACCUCUGCGAGCCCAACCCUUGCGGUACCAACGCCAAGUGCACCCCCGGCCACGACAGAACCGGCGCCGAGCGUCCCGUCUGCACCUGCCCCUCUGGAUACAUCGGCAAUGCCCUCGUAAAUUGUGAACGAGGUGAAUGCGAGCUGGACUCCCAGUGCCCCGACCACCUGGCGUGCGUUGGCUUCCAGUGCGUGGACCCCUGCCUCGGCAACACCCAGUGCGGUUCCGGAGCUGUGUGCAUGGGCAGGAGACAUCUUGCCGUCUGCACGUGCCCUCAAGGUCGCAACGGCGAUGCAUUGGUGAACUGCUACGAAAGUCAGUCCGUGGCUGCCUCCACUCGUUACUACCGGUACAAGCGCAAUGGCAAUGGCGACCCCGAACCUGCUGCCGUCUCCGAAGCUAACGUGGAAGCUGAGGCACAAGCAACCGAAGUGAAGAGCGAAGCAAAGGUUGAUGCGGCCGAAUUAACCACUGAUACUAAAGCUUCGUCAUAAACAGAUGUGGAAAUUAUAAAUUAAGUCUAAAAUGCUGCCAAUAGUAAAUGGUUUAUAAAGAAGCGAUUGUUUUAUACAAUAUACACAAAGUAUUAUCUAUCGAUAUAAAAAAAACCUAGAUGUUUUUUUUAAACAUAAUAAAUGAGCACAGUUUAAAUCUAGAUAGAUGUUUGUUUUGUAGAUAUGUAAUUGAACUAAUAUAUUACUGACAGUGUGAAAUCCACGUCUACUGUUGACAUAGUAUAGUAAGAAAUAAGUUUUAAUAAAUGGGGACAUUUUUUAUUUUGAAUAAAAAUUACUGAACCUAACCUA